Messenger RNA from Portunus trituberculatus (swimming crab), 2580 nucleotides. Its product is annotated as pollen-specific leucine-rich repeat extensin-like protein 2. Gene Ontology annotation, molecular function: small GTPase binding. Gene Ontology annotation, biological process: regulation of Rho protein signal transduction. The transcript is spliced from 12 exons. The coding region runs from base 1076 to 2137 and encodes 353 amino acids. The record is from RefSeq and is a predicted model, not a curated record. NCBI's taxonomy places the organism in Eukaryota, Metazoa, Arthropoda, Malacostraca, Decapoda, Portunidae.
CAGAGUGGCUGAAUUGCUCUUGUAACCGCGCCGCCUCACUCCCUCACUCCCUCAGUCCUCAGUCACUCGCGGGAAGGAGUAGUGUGUGGAAGGCUGUGUGGAGGGAGUGGAGCGUGAGAGGUGGACCACGAGUUUCUGAAACCCCUCCACACAACAUCUCCACUUUCCAAAGGCUUUAGUUGAAGUUACACGGGGUUUUGAGAACUGUUUUUUAUGGUUGUAGCGAGAGAUUAGGAACAUAUCUUCAUUAUCAGCAGGAGAAACACUCUUGAGAACCUUCCCAGUCAUCUCUGUGGCCUUUGAAAAUAGUCGUGGUGAGAGAACGAAGUGUUUGUGAGCCUAGUAAGGAAGAGAGGACACUGAUAACAAGGGAAAUUGAAAAGCGAUGCGUUUGACGUGUGUUUUGUGUUCUGGCGACGGAGAAACACUACAGUACUGAAGUGAAGUUGGUUGGGCAUGUUGAUUAGUGUUCGUAGUGGUUGCAGUGAUCACAGCAGUGAAACAGAUGAGUGUGAAAUAUGGUGCUACUUGAUGUGUUACAGUGAUGCACGGUGGUAGGUUGACUUGUUACAGGAAAAGUGCGAUGUACAGUGAGAUACAGUGAAGCAUAAGGGUAAUGCAGUGAAAUACAGUGAAAAGCAUUGCAGCAUAGAAGUCAUACAGGAAAGUACAGUGAAUACAGUGCAGCAUUAAAGCAACACAGUGAUUUGUGCACCAUUCGAGUGAUACAGUGAAAAAAAAAACAACAGCAGUGCACUAUACAAUGAAACACUCAAAAUAUCGCAACAUGAAAGUGAAGCAGUGAAAACAGUGAAAAAUAGUGACGUAAGAACAGUGAAGUACAGUGAAACAAUUGAAAAAACAGUAAAACAUUCAUAACUUUUGAUUUUGACUGUAACGCGUUGAGAGAGAGAGAGAGAGAGAGAGAGAGAGAGAGAGAGAAAGAGAGAGCAAGCAAAACGUUUAUGAAGACCAACACUAAACAAAAGCAGUAACAUUGACAGAAGGAGUGAGGAGGAAGAGACAUACAGGACUACGUGAAGGACAUACACCCCACCAGACAGACACAACAGCCAUGGAGAGGAAAGUCAGCAGACGAGGCCCCCACCCGGACCACCUUCACCUGGACAAGAGUAUGAUAAGCGGACCGACCAAUUUUUCCCACGUGGGGCGCAGUGACCCCUUCCGAGACAGGCUCGGGGAGUGGGCGGAGGGCGAGACACAAGUGGGCGGAGGCGUGAAGGACCACAGAUGGGCGGAGGUCAGCGAGGAGGAGAGACAAGAGAGAGAGGGAGAGGGAGAGCAGGGGGGAGAGUACGACCCCUGCCCAGUCUCCCCUCCCUCUCCUAACACUGAACGAAGGAGCUCACGUCGAAUAAGCAAGGACAUGAUCAGCCUUCCCAUGAACUUCCGCCACGUGCUGCACAUUGAUCCAUCCUCGGCUGACCCUGAACACCUGUCCCUGUUACUGAAGUCUGGCACGGAGAUGGAGUAUGACUUGGAGUGUGACGAGGAGGAGGAGGAGGAGGAGGAGGAGGAGGAGCAGCAGGAAGAGGAAGAGGAGGAAGAGAAUGAGAAUGAGGACCCUGCCUGGCCUCCUCCUGAGCCUCCUGUAGACUACCACGAGGGUACCAAGGGCGCCCCAGACCCCGCCCCUGCCAAGCCAAGGGCUCUGAGACCUUCCAACCGCGUCAGGAAGAGCAUGAUUAGCCUUCCCACCAACUUCCAACACGUGAACCACAUCUCAGCUGGGGAGAGACUGCUGGCCCCAGAGUCCCCACCUCCCCAAGUCCCCCCGGAGCCUCAACCUGGGGGAGAGGGACACGAGGGGAAAGAGUGGAGGUACAAGACAUCCCCCUGCACCCCUCCAGUCAUCCCCUUCCCUCCUCCUCCCCAGAUUUCCCAAAUUCUUCCCCUCAUCGUAAUUUUAACACCCCAAACGUGUAUUUCCCUGCCCCAUCCAGUGUUCCUCCUCCCCCCAGGCCUCCCUCCCCUACCUAUGUCAAUCUCCCCCUCCCCACCCAUCACCCCAAUGUUCCUCCCCCUCUCUCUCUCCCCACGAGUAACGCCCCGCCCUCCCCAGCCCCGCUUUCCGCCCCGCCUCAUCUGGGCACGAAUAGAGGCAAAAGUCACGUGACACUCGGCGGGCCAGACCCAGACCAAGACCCAGACGGUGUUCGAUUCCAUGGCGGUGACUCUAACUUCGACUUCAAUAUUGUUCAGUUUCGUGUUCCACCCCCGCCCCCCUUUCAGUUCUGUGGGAAUGACGUGAGCAGGUCCAGCCUUCCCUCCCGGCCACGCGCUCACCACCAGCAUUUAAUAGAAGAGGAAGCGAGGAGGGAGAGGAGGAAUGACAGCAUGGAGGAGGGGAGGAGGGGAGGAGGAGGGGGGGUGGCGGCGUAAUGAGAAGAGACUCACCUUGCUGGACAGGUGUCACGAGGAAGCGCGCCGCCCCCUCCUCUUGAUGUCCCCCUCCGCCGCCCCCACCGCCCCCUGCAGUUUCAAGGAGGAGAAGCAUCGGGCGACCCACGAACUUCCAGCACGUGAGGCACCUGGACGCACACACCGCCGAACUACUGC